GUAGGAAACCAUUCGCAAACUUGCGACCUAUCUAACAAAAUGAAAUACUUCCUAGUAGUUCUGGCACUGCUCGUGCCCCUGGCAUCUGCAGCCACUCUCAAGGACUCUCCAGGUUCAGAUGACAUCGCAAUUCCAGCAUUUGUUCAAACGUUCAACCAACUUCACCGUGGCCCACCGGUGCGUAUAAGCACCAAGCGUGCAAAUGUUGAGACUCGUUUGUUUAGCCAGAGUCUUGACAACUUUGACGAUACUAACCAGAAUGUGUGGAACCAACGUGUUUUGAUCAACGAAGACAACUUUGUAGAUGGUUCUCCCAUCUUCAUAUACCUCGGCGGUGAAUGGGAGAUCGAACCUAGCGCCAUUACUUCAGGACUUUGGGUUGACAUUGCUAAGGAGCAUAACGGGUCACUGAUCUACACUGAACACAGAUUCUUCGGUGAAAGUAUUCCGAUUAAGCCUUUGUCAACAAAGAACCUCAAAUAUCAAAGUGUAGAACAGGCUCUGGCCGAUGUUGUGAAUGUUAUCAAAGUCCUGAAAAAGGAGGACAAGUACAAGGACUCCAAAGUCGUGGUUUCAGGUUGCUCCUACUCUGCAUCGAUGGCAGUUUGGCUUAAGCUUUUGUACCCUAACGUAAUCGUGGGCAGUUGGGCAUCCAGCGCUCCACUAGAGGCCAAAGUGGACUUUUCUGAUUUCAUGGAAGUUGUUGGUAGAGCCUAUAGGGAACUGGCAGGAGACUAUUGCUACGACCUCAUCGAUAAUGCCACUUCCUACUAUGAGGGCUUGUUUCAGUCUGGUCAGGGCGCAGAAGCCAAGAAACUCCUUAACCUGUGCGACAGUUUCGACGAGACUGAUGAACGCGAUCAGUGGCAAAUAUUUAGCUCGAUUGCAAACAUUUUUGCAGGCCUGGCGCAGUACCAAAAACCAGAAAACUAUGACCUCGCCCAAUAUUGCUCCGUUCUGCGAAGCUUUGAUGAUGAUGAUGCUUCAGCACUAUCUCAGUUCAUACAGUGGCGUCUCGGCAGGCCAGAAUGUGUUAACACCCGAUAUCAGGGAUCUGUUGAUUAUUACAAAUGGUCCAAGAACAACUACGACGGUUCUGGCCUAGGUUGGUUCUAUCAAACCUGCAGACAAUUUGGUUGGUUCCAGUCCUCUGCAAACAGCAACCAUCCAUUCGGAUCAACUUUCCCGGCCACUCUGUAUACCGACACGUGUCACGACGUGUUUGGAUCACGUUAUACCUCAGCGAGAAUUGAAAAGUACGUACAGGCCACAAACUCCGCGUAUGGUGGCAAGGAUCCGAAUGUGGAGAAUGUUUAUAUGACUCAUGGUGGAUUGGAUGGAUGGAGCAAAGUUGGCGCUGGCCUUGCACAGGGCGCUACAAUUAUUCCCCAGGCCUCACACUGCUCCGACGCGGACUCAAUCAGUUCCAGAGACAGUUCUGCAUUGCGUGCAGCUAAGGAACGAUUGGUGGAACUAGUUCGCGAGUGGCUCGCAUAAAUUCCGGACCAGAUGAAGCUUUAGUAACAUUUAUUUGC
Molecule: messenger RNA, 1535 nt
Organism: Drosophila hydei
Lineage: Eukaryota; Metazoa; Arthropoda; Insecta; Diptera; Drosophilidae
Product: putative serine protease K12H4.7
Exons: 5
Coding region: 40-1497 (485 amino acids)
Biological process (GO): proteolysis
Molecular function (GO): dipeptidyl-peptidase activity; serine-type exopeptidase activity
Source: RefSeq, a predicted model, not a curated record